AUGGUGUACAUGUCAGUUCAACAAGCCAGCAAACCUAAGGUUGCAGUUUCACCUUUAGUACUUGAGGAUGUAGAAGAGCCUCCGUUGAACUUGUACAAGCCGAAGGGACCCUACACAGCAACCAUUCUCUCUGUUGAUAGGCUUGUCGGCCCAAAAGCUCCAGGAGAAACUUGUCAUAUUGUGAUUGAUCAUGGUGGCAAUGUUCCUUAUUGGGAAGGUCAAAGUUACGGCGUAAUUCCUCCUGGUGAGAACCCAAAGAAACCAGGAACUCCCAACAAUGUUCGUCUUUACUCAAUUGCAUCUACCAGGUAUGGAGACUUUUUUGAUGGCAAGACAGCCAGUUUGUGCGUUCGGCGUGCUGUCUACUAUGAUCCCGAGACAGGGGAAGAAGAUCCUUCAAAGAAAGGAGUAUGCAGCAAUUUCCUAUGUGAUUCGAAGCCUGGGGACAAGAUACAGAUCACAGGUCCUUCGGGCAAAAUAAUGCUUUUGCCUGAAGAUGAUCCAAACGCCACCCACAUAAUGAUUGCUACUGGUACUGGUGUGGCACCUUUCAGAGGCUACCUUCGACGUAUGUUCAUGGAAAAUGUUCCUACAUUCAAGUUUGGUGGUCUCGCUUGGCUCUUCCUUGGGGUGGCCAACACCGACAGUCUCCUAUAUGAUGAUGAGUUCACCAAGUAUCUCCAAGAAUACCCAGAUAACUUCCGAUAUGACCGCGCUCUUAGCCGAGAACAAAAGAACCAGAGUGGAGGCAAGAUGUACGUGCAGGAUAAAAUUGAAGAAUACAGUGAUGAGGUCUUCAAACUCUUGGAUAAUGGGGCCCAUAUUUACUUCUGUGGUCUCAAGGGAAUGAUGCCCGGGAUCCAAGAUACACUAAAGAGGGUUGCAGAGCAGAGAGGAGAGAACUGGGAAGAAAAGCUCUCACAACUCAAAAAGAACAAACAAUGGCAUGUUGAAGUCUAUUGA
Molecule: messenger RNA, 963 nt
Organism: Ilex paraguariensis (yerba mate)
Lineage: Eukaryota; Viridiplantae; Streptophyta; Magnoliopsida; Aquifoliales; Aquifoliaceae
Source: the annotation of a GenBank genome assembly